Messenger RNA from Galeopterus variegatus (Sunda flying lemur), 708 nucleotides. It is a transcript of the gene OSM, whose product is annotated as oncostatin M. The record is from RefSeq and is a predicted model, not a curated record. The coding region runs from base 1 to 708 and encodes 235 amino acids. The transcript is spliced from 3 exons. Gene Ontology annotation, molecular function: cytokine activity; oncostatin-M receptor binding. Gene Ontology annotation, cellular component: extracellular region. NCBI's taxonomy places the organism in Eukaryota, Metazoa, Chordata, Mammalia, Dermoptera, Cynocephalidae. Gene Ontology annotation, biological process: immune response; oncostatin-M-mediated signaling pathway.
AUGCGGGCGCAGCUCACACGGAGGACGCUGCUCGGUCUGGUCCUCGGACUCCUGAUCCCAAGCAUGGCAGCUAUGGGCAACUGCUCCUCAUACCGAGUGCUCCUUCAUCAACUCCAGAGGCAGGCAGAUCUCAUGCAGGACACCAGCACCCUCCUGGACUACUAUAUCCACAUCCAAGGCCUGGACACACCCAUACUGAGAGGGCACUGCAAAGAGCGUCCUGGGGCCUUCCCCAGCGAAGGCACCCUGAGGGGGCUGGGCAAGCGGGGCUUCCUGCGGACCCUCAGCGCUACCCUGAACCGUGUCCUGCACAGACUGGCUGCCUUCCAGCGGCGUUCCCCCAAGGCCCAGUACUUGGAGAAGCUACAGAUGGCGAGGCUCUACAUCCAAGGGCUCAGGAACAACAUCUACUGCAUUUCCCAGCAGCUCGACGACUCCUCGGAGAUAGCUGAGCCCACUCAGUUGGGCCCGAGGGCCUCGCCGCCAUCCACCCCCACCCCGGACGCCUUUGAGAGCAAGUUGGAGGACUGCAGGUUCCUGCAUGGCUACCAUCGCUUUAUGCGCUCCGUGGGGAGGGUUUUCAGCGAGUGGGAGGAGAGUCGGAGCCAGACACACAGCCCCCACCAGGUCCUGAGCGUGGGGGCCCGCAGGGCCAGACUCUCCAGCGGGGACAACAGACUAAUGCCCAGGGGGCAGCUUCCCCGGUAG